UUUAUUCUUUAUUAUAUUUCUCUCUUUUUUUGGGGAAAAAAGAAAAAGAAAAAAGAAAAGAAAAAAGAAAAGUAAAAGAGAAAAAGUUUGGAAUACUUGGAUACUGAAUUGGGAUCUAUUCAUCAUUUAAAUACACAAAAAAACUUUUUCCCUCGUUCUGUUCUCCUCCUUGUUCUUCUACUACUUCUGAUAAACAAAAGACGGAUGAAUGUAAUGUAAACUACUUAAACAAUUACAAAAUUCCAGUCUACUAAUUACUAUUUAGUAGUAAAUUCAUAGAAAACAUUGAAACUUCCACACCAAAAAAAUUUUUCUGUUUUUUCUUCAAUGUGUGAAGAGGUAUCAACAACCGAACUCACCUUAGCAACUAAAAAUGAUGAGGAUAAUAAUGAUGAUAAUACAAUGAAAUCAAAUGAUUAUCUGAAUGGAUUAACAUUAUCCACAUGUUGUCCACCAUCAUCAACAGAAUUAUCAACUCCAUUACUUAUGAUCACUAGUCCAAAUGAUACUGUUCCAUUGGAUAAAUUAUAUAAUAUGGAUGAUAUAUGUUAUCAUGAUGAACAUCAACAACAAGGAAUGGAUAAUCUAACCGUAGAUAGACCACAUUUAUAUUGUAUAAGUCCUUCUGAUAAGGAUCAUGUGACAAUACAUUCAUCUAUGAAUAAAAUAAGACGACAUAGUGAUCAAGGUAAUAGAUUAUCAUUAAAACAAUCUAAUCUAUCUAGUAUAUAUAAACGACAAAGUUUAUUUAAUAUUAAUACAAAUACUACUAAUAAUAGUAGUAGUGGUAAUAGUAAUACUACUAAUAAUAGUAAUAAUAUACAUGACUUUUAUAAAACACGUUUAUAUCCACCGACAAGAUUAAAAAAUUCUUCAUCAUCUAAUGUGGAUUUAUUAGCUGAAGCUAUAUUGAAAAUGCAUGGAACAUUGAAUUUUCCAGACAAUGAUUCUAUCCAUAAAUCUAAAUUAGAUAGUCGACGUUCAACAUUAAGCUCUAUAUCAACAACAUGUUUUCCAUUAAAUUUUCGUCAUUUAAAAAGAAAAUCAUGUUAUGAUGAAAAUAUAAAAUUUAAUGAAAUGACACUACCCCUUCAAAAGAUCGAUCAACCAACUAACGGUACUAAUAAUGAUGAUGGUGAAGGUGGUGGUGAUGAUGGUGACAAGUUAAUUUCUAGGAAUCAAACAAAUACCAUGGUAACACCUAUUUGUAAAGUGAAUUAUGAUGUAGAUGAGAAAAUGUGUAUAAAUCCGAUGCAACAAAAAUAUUGUUUAAAAUAUCAUUCAUCUAAUUUAGAAAUACCUAAUCAAUAUAAUGAAACUAUAUCAUCAAGUAUAGAAACUUAUCCAGAAUCAACAAAUCAAAUAUCACUUCAUGUACCAAAGUUACCAUCCAUGAAUAAAAGUUUAAGUAAUGAUUGUGAACUAUCAUUACGUAUAAGAAGAGUAUCAAUGAUAUUACAAAGUAGACAAGAUAUGACAUCACAUUCAUGUAAUAAUCAAUUGAAUCAAAGUAUUGAUUAUGGUACAAGUAAAUUGAAUACUUCUGGAUCUUCUACAAAUCCUUUAAAAAAGAAUAAUCAUAAUGAUUUAAUCAUAGAACAUAUAAAUCCUAUUGAUGAUAGUCCUGUCGUGAAGAAAAGUAGAACAUCUCCUGAAGUGAUUCAAUCCACAUUAUCCAAGAAUACUCCUACUACUCCUACUACUACUACUAUUACUAGUACUACUAAUAAUAAUCUAUUGAAUACUUAUGAAAAGGGAUCCAAUAAUAAAUUAGCCAAUAAAAAUUUAUUAUUAUUUAAUAAAUUUAAAAAACCAUCAUCAUCACCACCAGCACAACAACAACAACAACAUUUAACUGAUAAAUUAUCUAAAGGUAUUGGAUAUCAUCUUGGUAGAAGACGUCGUUUAUUAGAGAAUCGUAGAAGAAUGGCUGAUUUUGCAUUGGCAUUUAGUAUAUUUGGUAUAAUUGCAGCAUUUCUUGAUAUUGAAUUUAUAUCACGCUCAUUAUAUAAUAAAAAUAGUAUUUAUUCAACAACUAUGAGAAUCCUUAUCACUUUUUCAACAAUCAUACUUCUACUACUUAUAAUAUGUUAUCAUACAUAUGAUAUAAUGGUGUUUCUAUGUGAAGAAUAUACAAAAGAUUGGAGAAUAUGUGUUACUAAGCAUAGAAUUAUACAAAUUAUUACAGAAUUAUUGAUUUGUUCUAUACAUCCAUUUCCUGGUAUUGAUUUAUUUUUUAAUCAUUCAUUCCCAGUAACUAAUUAUAUUAAUUAUAAACGUAAUUAUCCAUUAACAACACAUCAUUUAAGUGAUCAUUUUAGUCCAUAUUUAUUAUUAAUAUUACCAAUGUUAGGUAGAUUAUAUUUAGCAUUAAGAGCAUUAUUAUUACAUUCAAGAAUGUUCAAUGAUGCUGGUUCAAGAAGUAUUGGAGCAUUUAAUAAAGUCAGUUUCAAUUUACAAUUUGUAUUGAAAACUUUAAUGACAUUAUGUCCAGCUAAAGCAUUACUUGUUUUUAUUACAACAAUAUGGAUAAUAUUCAGUUGGACAUUAAGAGCAUGUGAAUUGGAACAAGGUGAUAAUCAUUUAUCAUUAUUAAACUCAGCUUGGCUUAUAUCUGUUACAUUCUUGAGUAUUGGUUAUGGUGAUAUUGUACCACAUACGAGUUGCGGUAGAUUAAUUGCUGUAGCAACUGGACUUAUGGGUUCCGCUUGUACUGCAUUAUUAGUUGCUGUAUUUUCAAAAAAAUUAGAAAUGACCAAAGCUGAAAAACAUGUACUACAUUUUAUGGAAUCUAGUAAACUAACCAAAAAAGUUAAACAUUGUGCAGCUAAUGUACUCCGUGAAACUUGGUUAUUAUAUAAACAUGCCAAAUUAAUGCCAACAUUUAAUUCACAUCGUGUUAGAGCACAUCAACGUAAAUUCUUACAAGCUAUAUACAGAUUAAGAACAAUGAAAGUGAAACAACGUGAACUACAAGAUAAAUCAAAUUCUUUAGUGGAUUUAGCAAAGCUUCAAACAAACGUUUAUGAAAGAGUUGCUGAUAUAUCAUUACGUCAAGAGGAUUUUCAAAAUCAACUUACAACAAUUGAAGAUAUGCUCAAAAGUAUACAGAAAGCAUUAAUACAACGGAAUAUGAUCAAUUCUGGUACGGUAGAUAACAGAUGAAUUCAAACUCAAAUGAAUUGUAUAUUAUAUUAUUUAUCUUUCAAUGUAAUUUUAUAAAACAAAUUCGAUACAAACUCUGUUCAUAAAUGUAUAUUACCUUGCUUACUUACUUACCUACCUACCUACUCAGCUACUUACUUAACUACCCACUUACUUACCUAUCUACCUACUUACCUAUCUAUUUACUUACCCAUCUACCUACUUACCUACUUAUCUACCUACCUACCUACCUAUUUACUUAAUCACUUCCUUCCUUCCUUUCUUACCAACCUACUUACUCACUUACCUACUUACCUACUUACUUACUUAUUUACGUACUUACCUACUUACUUAGUCACUUACUUCCUUACUUACUUACUUGCCUACUUACUUACUUACUUACAUACCCACAUACCUACUAUUACCCACCUACCUACCUGACUACUGACUUACCUACCUACCUACUUACUUAUUUACAUACCUACCUACCUACCUACUUACUUACUUACUUACUCACCUACUUACUUACCUAUUUACCGAUUUACUUACUUACCUUCUUACUUGUAAAUGUAUCUAUAUACAUAUAAAUUUUCACAAUGUUUCGAAUUGUAUUUAGCCGUAUAACUUAGUUAUAUAUAAAUGAAUGAAUGAUUUCUUUAUUUUAUUUUUUUGUGAUAUAAAUAUACAAGUAUAUAUAUGA
Messenger RNA from Schistosoma rodhaini, 3844 nucleotides. The record is from the annotation of a GenBank genome assembly. Lineage: Eukaryota; Metazoa; Platyhelminthes; Trematoda; Strigeidida; Schistosomatidae.